UGCCGGCCUCUCGCCGCCGUUGCCGCGACUUGUAUGCCGCUCCCCUGCCGUCGCGACCACUACCACUUUUGCCUUGCAUGUCCACCGCCGCGGCGCCGCCGUCGCUGACGCUGCACCGCCCGGCGGUGCCCGCCACCGCCAGAGUCUCCGCCGCGGCGCCGGGCAACGCCACGCACCUCUCCAACCUCGACAAGCUCUUCCGCAACCGCGGCGCCGCCGUAGAGAGUUGCGCGGCGCCGGCGGCUGUGGAGCCGGCGGUCGCCGGGGCACGGAGGAGGCAGCAUCCGCUGCUGCGGCUGCCGUCGUUCCUCGCGCGUGCCAGGGGCGAGGCCCUGAGGGAGGACCCGGCGGCGCCGGCCAUGUCGCCGCGGCGGCUGGAGCGGCUGCUCCAGCCCGUGGCGCCCGACGGGCCCUCUCCGCGCGGGAACAUCGCGGCGGCGUGGCGGCGGCUGCACGGCGAGGACGGCUGGCGCGGCCUGCUCGACCCGCUGCACCCGGACCUCCGCCGCGAGAUCGUGCGCUACGGGGAGCUCGUCGACGCCGCGUACGGCGCCUUCCUCUCCCGCCCCGACGCCGAGCCGGGCCACCGCGUUCGCGUGCCGCUCCCGGACGCCGCCUACCGCGUCACGGCGCCGCUCUUCGCCACCUCCUCCGUCGGCCUCCCGGCCUGGCUCGCCGCCGCCGCGCCCUGCGCCGCGCAGCGGACGAGCCUCGUCGGGUACGUCGCCGUCUGCGACAGCGCCGCCGAGGUCCGCCGCAUGGGCCGCCGCGAUAUCGUCAUCGCGCUCCGCGGCACCUGCACCGUGCUCGAGUGGGCCGAGAAUGUCCGCGCCGGGCUCGUCCCGGCCACCGACGGCCACGCCGACGCCUCUCCGGAGGCGUCCAAGGCGAAGGUCGAAUGCGGGUUCUGGAACAUCUACAAGACCGCCGGCGAGCGCUCGCCGAGCUUGUCGGAGAUGGUCGUGUCCGAGGUUCGCCGGCUGCUCGACCAGUACAGGGGCGAGGAGGUGAGCAUCACGGUGACUGGGCACAGCCUGGGCGCGGCACUGGCGGUGCUCAUCGCCGACGAGCUCGCGGGCGGCGCCGCCCGGCGCGCCGGGGCGCCGGUGGCGGUGUUCUCCUUCGGCGGGCCGCGGGUGGGCAACCGCGCGUUCGCGGCGCGCGUGGAGGCCCGCGGCGCGCGCGUGCUCCGCGUCGUGAACGCGCACGACGUCGUGCCGCGGUUCCCGCCCAGCCUGCCGCUGCCGGGGUACGCCGACGUCGGCCGCGAGCUGCGCCUCGACAGCCGCGCGUCGCCGUUCCUCCGGCCCGACGCCGACGCCGCGUGCUGCCACGACCUGGAGGCGUACAUCCACCUCGUCGACGGCUUCCUCGGCUCGCAUUGCCCGUUCCGGGACAACGCCAAGCGCAGCAUCCUGCGGCUGGUGAAGAACCAGGGCGGCAACGUCAAGCAUCUGUACAUGAGCAAGGCCAAGGACAUGCGCAUCCAGCUCGACGGCGGCGGCGCCGACAUGCUCGGCCGCGUCGACAUGCCCGGCGCGGCGAGCACGGUGGUGGAGUGCGUGCACUGACGGCCGCAACGGCGACGCGAUCGAGCUGGUCUGGACUCACAUACGUUGGCCUUGGUCACCUUGGUCAUACGAAAACUGCUGUCUUGGCCUUAAUUAGUCCGGGGAAAGAAGGAGAGCGAUCUGAGCCACCGUAGUCGUCCGAGGAGACUGGAUCGGCUCCCGGGUGGGGUGGGGUUGCCUUCCGGGGCGGGAGCUCGAACCCCAGCCAACGGUUGCAGCAGGAGCUAGCGAUCCUGAUGCCUGAACCCCCGUGCAGUGGCAAGGCAGGUCGUCGUCGCUCGAUGAAACUGAGGCCACGAAUGAAAUGGGUCGGCUGGGGAAUUGGAAAUGGUCCGCCAUUGCUGGUGGCGUUGGUUCUGCUGCCCGAAGGAGGAAGAAGAAGAAGAAUCAACGUCGCUAGCAGGAAGAGAAAGGACGACCGCCGGCGGCGCUGCCGGUCAAGAUGGACGGUGUGAGGUCAGCAGGUGAGGAGAUCGGUCGGCUAGCUGUCGGCGUCACGGUUGUUCUCGCGCUCGGCGCUUCCAUGUUGUCCACAUCCGUAUGUACGGUGAUUAAUUAUCUACAAGUCUGUCACCAGUGAAGGAGCAAGGGAUGAAUCAAGGAAACACAACUCAA
Messenger RNA from Panicum virgatum (switchgrass), 2186 nucleotides. Its product is annotated as phospholipase A1-Ibeta2, chloroplastic-like. Gene Ontology annotation, biological process: lipid metabolic process. Gene Ontology annotation, molecular function: glycerophospholipase activity. The record is from RefSeq and is a predicted model, not a curated record. Bases 78 to 1571 code for a protein of 497 amino acids. The transcript has a single exon. NCBI's taxonomy places the organism in Eukaryota, Viridiplantae, Streptophyta, Magnoliopsida, Poales, Poaceae.